Messenger RNA from Coprinopsis cinerea okayama7#130, 450 nucleotides. RefSeq lists its product as hypothetical. Gene Ontology annotation, molecular function: oxidoreductase activity, acting on the CH-OH group of donors, NAD or NADP as acceptor. The record is from RefSeq and is a predicted model, not a curated record. Lineage: Eukaryota; Fungi; Basidiomycota; Agaricomycetes; Agaricales; Psathyrellaceae. The transcript is spliced from 5 exons. Bases 1 to 450 code for a protein of 149 amino acids.
AUGCCAGGCAACCUCGUGCUUGUAACCGGCGUAACAGGGUUCAUCGCUGGUCAAGUCGUAGAGAGCCUCCUCAAGGCGGGGUACCGCGUCCGAGGAACAGCAAGAGGCUCCAAGGCCGACGUGUUAAUCAACACCGUGCACGUCCCAGGCCUCGAGUUCGUCAGAGUGGACGAUAUCGCAACAUCAGACCUGGACGCUGUACUCGAGGACGUCCAUGCGGCGAUACACGUAGCCUCGCCCCUACCCGGCCACGCAAGCAUGGAGGAGACUUUGAGCACCGCGAUCGACGGUACACUCAACGUCCUCCGCAAAGGGUCGCACCGUGGGAUCAAAAAGUUUGUUAUUACGAGCACGUUCGGGACACUUGUUGACCCGCUACUAGUCGACGGAUUCUCCGAUCGUACUUUGUCCGAAACAGGUCCGUCCCUCACUCUUCUCUCAAUACCAUGA